GGAAAGAUGUGGCUAUGUUUACGUCUAUGAGACUAUCUGAGGAAUUGUCUGGUGAUGUGGCAGCUCAGCAGCAGUACCGCCCUCUGACAGGCAACGAGAACGUUCCUAGGAAUCUAAAGGGCCUUGAAGGUAGUUGUGAGGAAGUACUGGUUGGCAUUUGACACAUACAUCAACCUUUGAACUAUGACGUCAACAAUGGGUCCUGUGAACUAUAUUACGUCCGGACGGGAAAUGUCUUUUCAACCUAACGUCUCAACAGCAAACAGCAGCACUGAUCAUUCUCAAGUAACACUCACAGGGUACAUCUUUGACGAGAAGCUGAUUGCUCAGUUUGACUUCUUUUUCAACUGCUUCUUUCUCCACUUCUUGUCCCUGAUCGGCGUUGUCACCAACAUCUUAAACAUCUUUGUCCUGUGGAGGCACAGCUUCAGUGAGACCACAACGAUCUGGUUGUUGUCUAUGUCCGUCACCGACCUUAUCACUUCCGUGGUCCAUCCCUUGCGUAGAAUCAACUGUAUCGUUGACCAGUUCGACCCCGUGGCUGGGCUCACCAGCAGGGCCGUGUCUGUCGUGUAUUUGGUCAACAUACCAGACAUUUUCAUCUCUGCCAGCAUGUUUAUUACUACAGCGAUCGCCGUAGAGAGACUUGUUGCAGUGUUGCUGCCGUUGAAAGUGUCCCAGAUCUUCACACCAUCACGAGUGAUAUGGACCAUCGCCCUUCUUUACGCCUACACUGUCAUCAUGCUCGGCCCCACCUGGUUCUUUCUUAGCUACAUUAUCAUCUUCGAUCCCAUAUACAACGUCACGCGAGGUGGCUACAUGCUCAGCCAGUUCUACGCCUCGGACUACGAGAACCUUACCAAAUACGCUACUGGGAGCUUAACUCAGCUCUUCACCAGUGUGACUUUUAUAACAAUAGUGACAUGCUCCGUCAUUCUGUCUAUAAAGCUGACUAUUAGCAGAAGCAAAACUCUGGCCAAGAUGACCUCCUGGAAGUCAGGGUCCAGGCAAGUCAGGGACAUGAAGGUAGUGAAGAUGUUGCUGACUGUUUGUCUGGUCAACGCAGGUAUCUCCAUCCCAACGGUCACUAUACAAUUCUUCCUCUUGUACUCCAACCUGUCCAUACUGUCCGCAGGUAAAUUUCACUACCUCCUUCGUAGCAUCGUUAGCAUCCUGUACCAGGUAAACGCCGAUGUCAACUUUUUCAUCUAUGUCACAGUGAGCACAAAGUUUGCCAAAACUUUGAGAACAAUGCUUCAAUGCUUCAGACUCCGACCAAGUUUUAAUAUAGCAAAAGCAGAUGUGCAUGGCAUGGAAAUGGAAGAAUAAUACUUUCGUAUUACAUCUAAUAUCAUAUAAACCAACAAAAACACGAAAGGAUAAUAAAGAAUCUAUGAUGACCUUUUAUUUCUAGAUUCUUGUUAGUGAACCCUAUAGAUGUUGAAUAAAAUGAAAAUUAAAAGAUAAUUAGUUCCAGGGUUUAAUUAAUAUACUGCAGUGCUGACUGUAUGGCUGACCAGAGCCUAACUCUUUAUUGGUUCUCUACAAACUCUGAAGCUAUGAUAAAACAAUGUUAAAAUGUAUAUGUCCUAAUAUUCUAUUCCUUUUUUUUCCACUUAUUAAUACAAGUAAGUGAAAUUUUACUAAAGCAUUGAAACAGGAUAGAGGGCGCCACACAUUUUAAAUCCGGUACUUUACCUCCGAGGUGAAAGUUCAUAAAUUCUUACUAUUAAGAGUGUAUUUAUUGAUGUAUUAAAGAGUAUUGUAGAGCCAUUGGGUAGUAUUUGAAUGGCUGCUUGACAGGACUAGGUUCACCGCAGUCUUAAAUUUGAGUUCUGAUUU
Biomphalaria glabrata is the source of this 1842-nucleotide messenger RNA. RefSeq lists its product as uncharacterized. The record is from RefSeq and is a predicted model, not a curated record. Bases 184 to 1329 code for a protein of 381 amino acids. Gene Ontology annotation, cellular component: plasma membrane. Gene Ontology annotation, molecular function: G protein-coupled receptor activity. Gene Ontology annotation, biological process: G protein-coupled receptor signaling pathway. Lineage: Eukaryota; Metazoa; Mollusca; Gastropoda; Planorbidae. The transcript is spliced from 3 exons.